This is a messenger RNA of Moneuplotes crassus, 763 nucleotides long. Lineage: Eukaryota; Ciliophora; Spirotrichea; Euplotida; Euplotidae. The record is from the annotation of a GenBank genome assembly.
AUGAAUUUAGAUGGAAUUCAAAGCAAGGAGAAUUAUGUUGUGAAUACCUUAGGUGAUGUUUCACUCUGAUUCCAAGGUGCUCUUUUAGAUGAGGAAAAAUGUAGCAUACUCAAUCUCCCAGUUCUAUUUUGUCAUAGAGGGCAAGCCUUUAAGCCAUUUCUGAUGUCUCCUUUGAUGAUGAAUGUAUAUCCUGAAAUACAGAUACAGCAAGAUUUGAUGCAUACUAUUCCCAUCAAAGGAAUGGAUCAUAAAGCUAUUAAGGAUGUUUGUGGAAACAAUCCUCCACUUCUACAUAAACUAAACAAUAAGUCUGUAUCUCAGAGAAAAAUCUCUGCUUGUUCUUGACAUGCAUAUCCUAAUUGCUUUUGUAAAAGAAACAGUUCUGAAAACUCGGACAUAAAAUCAAAGACACAAAAGCAAUCGGAAGUUAUCAUUCAACAACCUGACCAGAGCCAAUCCCAGUCUCACAUUGCUAGUGAUGAUAUUUCCUUCCUUGACGAUGAGCCUUUAAGCAAAAAUGCAGCCAUCCUUGAGAAAUAUCAGUAUUCUGUCAGCCUUCAAGCCUGCAGGGGUCCUGGUCGCAAAUAAGAAAGUUAUUAACUGUGAAUUCAGAAACUGUAACAGGAAGUUCAGGAAGGCUUGGAACUUUAUUGAUCAUGCUCGAAUGCAUUUAAACCAGCGACCUUACCAGUGUAAAAUCUGAAGGAGACGGUUUACUCAGAAAGGCAAUCUAAACAAACAUCAGACGCUUCAUUCAACAUAA